Molecule: messenger RNA, 585 nt
Organism: Fimicolochytrium jonesii
Lineage: Eukaryota; Fungi; Chytridiomycota; Chytridiomycetes; Spizellomycetales; Powellomycetaceae
Exons: 1
Coding region: 1-585 (194 amino acids)
Source: RefSeq, a predicted model, not a curated record
AUGCAGGGCGGGUUGUUGGAUGUUCCGAGGUAUCAGGGGUAUCAGCAUUCACAGCAGCCGACACCGCAUUCGUCGAGCGCGGAGGACGAGAGCGGGAGGGUGGGGCGGGGAGGCACGUUCCCGCGGCCGCCCCCGAUCAUCACCACCCAUUCCACUCCCCCCGCCCCAUCCUUAAGCACCGCCGGGCGGUCCCCUUACUCCGCCACCUCCACCUCCAGCACCGUCGACAGCCACACCCCGAACCCCAACUCCUUCUCCUCCACAACAACAACAAAACCCCCAAAACCACCCCGCCUCUACACCUGCCCCUCCCCGCACUGCCCCAAAACCUUCACCCGCCGCUACAACCUCCAGUCCCACAUGCGCUGCCAUUCCGGCGAACGCCCGUUCGUCUGCAAGUACUGCGCGACCACGUUCAGCCGGAAACACGACCUCCGCCGCCACUGCCGGAGCCUGCACACCGAGGAACGGCCCCACGCGUGUGGGUUCUGCGAGCUGAGAUUCGCACGGAGUGUGAGUAUCCCGUCUAUUUUCGUUCAUGCAUCGCUUGUGCGGUUUGUGUUUGUGUGCGGAUAUGCUGAUUAA